ACUAAGGGUGCCAAAGUAAAUUAUAUACUCUUAAUGUAUAUGUCAUUAUCACAUACAUAUAAACAGAAAAUAGCCAUAUAAUAAGUGGUGUAUCAUCACUGUCUGCCAUUGUUUCUCAUAAACAAUGGCGUGGUCAAAUUUUCAAUGUACUUUAGCAAUACUUCAAAUAAUUACAGGUUCAUUUAAUACUUUAUCAGUUAAAUAUGCAGAUCAACAAGUUGUACUUGGUGAAGAUGGACAACUUAGAUAUUUUAAUCAUCCUUUUAUGCAAUCAUCAUUUAUGUUUCUUGGAGAAGCUCUUUGUUUUUUAGCGUUUAAAGUCUUUUACUACUAUUAUAAUCGGCGAGGUGAUGGCUCUGUAGAUAAUAACGUACUCACCAAAGGUUCAAGGAUUUUUAAUCCUUUUAUUUUAAUAGUACCUGCAUUAUGUGAUAUGUUUGCAACAUCCAUAAUGUACGUUGGUUUGAACUUGACUUAUGCAAGUAGCUUCCAAAUGUUGCGUGGAUCAGUAAUUGUUUUCACAGGAAUGCUUUCUAUUGGAUUUCUUAAUAGAAAAUUGGGAGUAAGAGAAUGGAUAGGCAUUGGUUUUGUUGUAAUAGGUUUAGUAUUUGUUGGUAUUAGCGAUAUAUUAGUAAUGGAAAACAAUGAUGUCAGUGCAAAUUCUGUAAUCACUGGGGAUUUGCUUAUUAUAUUUGCCCAGAUAAUAACAGCUGUGCAAAUGGUUGUUGAAGAAAAAUAUGUGGGACAGCAAGAUAUUCCUGCAUUACAAGCAAUUGGAUGGGAAGGUAUCUUUGGAUUUAUUGGUAUUUCUCUAAUAAUAAUCCCUUUCAAUUAUAUUACCGCGCCACCUCCUUUUGCGGAUAAUUCACGCGGCACACUUGAAGCUACUGUAGAAGCUCUUAUUGAAAUAGGAAGCAAUAGUAAAUUAUUGAUAGCUGUUAUCGGUAUAUCAUUUAGUAUUGCUUUUUUUAAUUUUGCUGGUAUUAGCGUUACUAAGGAAAUGAGUGCUACAACAAGAAUGAUUUUAGACAGUGUUCGUACAAUUGUGAUAUGGAUCUUUUCUUUAGCGUUUCAGUGGCAAGUUUUUCAUUAUAUGCAGCUCAUUGGUUUUAUAAUUCUUUUAAUCGGUAUGGCAUGUUAUAACAAUAUUGUUAUUCCGCAAUUAAUUCGGAAAUAUCGACAUUAUUUGGGACACCGUACAUUAUCAGAAAAUGAAGAUUGUAUUAUUAAUACGGCUGCAGACGACGUACAAGAAACGAUAUAAAUAUCUAUAUAUAUGAUAUAAAUAUUUUAAACUAUCAUUAUCGCUAUUAAUUGUUUUGAUUGAAUGAUUAUUAUUUCAAGUAAAAUAACUAUAACAGGAUCUGUCUUAUAACCCAAAGUAAUUACAAAACGGAGGACAUGCAAAAUCCUGAAAAGAAUGUCCCGAAAAUUGAAAACUAUGACAAUGUCCUGAAAAAUCACAGUCGAAUUUUAAGAACUGUGAUAAUGUCUUGAAAAAUCAUAAUCUCGAUAUUUUAGAAGUGUGACAAAGUCCCGAAAAGUUAUAAUCUCUAAUUCUUAAAAACGAGACACUUGAGAUAGAUAUCUACGUGUGUAUGCGUGCGCGCGCGCGCGGGCCACGUGUAUAUCUAUAUACAGGGUGGUCCGUUUUAUUCCAGUUAGUAGAAUAUUUCAAAAUUCUGAAAUUUAAGGAUCAGUUGUUUCAACUAUGUGAUAAUUUACCUAUUCAAUCUACUGAAUAAACAAAAGAGUAAAAAAAUAAGAAGUAAGAGAGAAUAAGAGAGUAAGAGAGAGUUCAAGCUGUAGCUGAAAAGAGAGUUCACUGAAAGAUGGAACAAUCUAAGACAAAAA
Acromyrmex echinatior (Panamanian leafcutter ant) is the source of this 1854-nucleotide messenger RNA. RefSeq names its product transport and golgi organization 9 (gene Tango9). The record is from RefSeq and is a predicted model, not a curated record. Gene Ontology annotation, cellular component: Golgi membrane; intracellular membrane-bounded organelle. Gene Ontology annotation, biological process: pyrimidine nucleotide-sugar transmembrane transport. Gene Ontology annotation, molecular function: pyrimidine nucleotide-sugar transmembrane transporter activity. Lineage: Eukaryota; Metazoa; Arthropoda; Insecta; Hymenoptera; Formicidae.